Molecule: messenger RNA, 1200 nt
Organism: Terrapene triunguis (Three-toed box turtle)
Lineage: Eukaryota; Metazoa; Chordata; Testudines; Emydidae
Product: opsin-5-like
Exons: 6
Coding region: 1-1200 (399 amino acids)
Biological process (GO): G protein-coupled receptor signaling pathway
Cellular component (GO): membrane
Molecular function (GO): G protein-coupled receptor activity
Source: RefSeq, a predicted model, not a curated record
AUGUCUCUCCAGUUUUCUCAACAGGCACCGUGGAGGAACAACAACAUCACCUUUCUGAACAAAGAGCCUCCUGUCUCAGAACAAGGAGAGACUAUUAUAGGCUUCUACCUACUGGCUUUAGGAUGGAUGUCUUGGUUUGGAAACAGCAUUGUGAUUUUUGUACUCUAUAAGCAGAGAGCUGUCCUGCAGCCCACGGAUUAUCUUACAUUUAAUCUGGCUGUAUCAGACGCAAGUGUGUCUGUGUUUGGUUAUUCCCGAGGGAUCAUUGAAAUCUUCAAUGUCUUUAAAGAUGAUGGAUUCCUCAUCACAUCGAUAUGGACAUGCCAGAUUGAUGGAUUUCUGACACUUCUAUUUGGCCUGGCUAGCAUUAAUACCCUUACAGUGAUCAGUGUGACUCGCUACAUAAAGGGCUGCCAUCCAGACAGAGGGCAUUGCAUUAGCAACAGCAGCAUCACUGUGGCCCUGGUUCUCAUCUGGAUAGCAGCUUUCUUCUGGUCAGUGGCUCCAAUACUUGGAUGGGGCAGUUAUACAGAUCGCAUGUAUGGCACAUGUGAGAUAGACUGGGCAAAAGCCAACUUCUCCACAAUCUACAAGUCCUACAUUGUGUCUAUAUUUAUCUGCUGUUUCUUCCUACCUGUGAUUGUCAUGGUCUUCUCAUACGUGUCCAUCAUCAAUACUGUCAAGUCAAGCCAUGCACUAACUGGAAUGGGUGAUCCAACAGAUAGGCAGAGGCGAAUGGAGCGAAAUGUCACUCGGGUUUCUAUUGUCAUUUGCACAGCCUUUAUUAUAGCAUGGUCUCCAUAUGCUGUCAUCUCAAUCUGGUCUGCCUGUGGCUACUCUGUGCCCAAUCUAACCAGUAUCUUUGCCAGUCUGUUUGCCAAGUCUGCCAGCUUCUACAACCCCAUUAUCUACUUUGGAAUGAGCUCCAAAUUCCGAAGGGACAUUUUCAUCUUGCUGCAUUGUGCUAAGGAGACUAAGGACCCCGUGAAGCUCAAACGCUUCAAAAACCUCAAGCAGAAGCAGGAGCCUUCUCCUUCUCAGAGAGAAGAGAAAUAUGCAGCGGCGGUCCAGCCUGCACCCAGUCCUGAUUCUGGGGUAGGGAGUCCAACCAACACUCCACCUCCCAAAAACAGGGAAGUGUAUUUUGGUACCUUUGAUUCUGCAUCUACCAACCCUGAUAUUGAAUGUGAUAGACUGUAA